CUGGCAGUGCUAUCAAAUUUGGAUUAUGGAUUCAGAUUCAUUAUCGUCUGUAACUGUUCUGCAACUAACCUGUAAAGUGUAAAUUUCGAGAACGUUUAUGUAUUUUAACUAAUCCCUAGUUAUUUUUGCCGUUAGAAGUAUUAUUUUAUGGACUCAAUAUUUAGUCACUAAAUUAUUUGUUUAUACUUAUUGUACCCCAAUUUCAAUUUGACAGAUUUGUUUUAAUAUGUCAGUCGGGAGAGUAAAAACAAAAGUAGACAAAUCAGGAGAGAUCAUUGCAUAUAGUGAAUUGGCCAUAAGAAACAAUGCAGCAGUUGUUGAAUAUUGUAGAACAUCAAUGGCAGCCCUUUCUGGUGGAACUUCAGGACUUUUAGGCUUAACAGGGUUUUAUGGAUUUGGAUUCUAUGUGUUUGCUGUCUUAGGUUUGUGGGGUCUUCUUCUAAUGAAAGCUGGUCCACAGUGGAAAAAAUAUUUCAUCAAUAGAAGAACUCUUCUUACAAAUGGAUUCUUUGGUGGUUUAUUCACAUAUGUAUUAUUUUGGACAUUCCUGUACGGCAUGGUUCAUGUUUACUGAAGAAUAAUGGAGCAUCAUUUCCAUCAGCAACAUCCACUUUCAUAAAAUUUCAUAUUUCAAUACAUUAUAUUUUCAAUAUCCCAAUAAAAGUUUUACCAGUUGUUGA
Molecule: messenger RNA, 680 nt
Organism: Homalodisca vitripennis (glassy-winged sharpshooter)
Lineage: Eukaryota; Metazoa; Arthropoda; Insecta; Hemiptera; Cicadellidae
Gene: EMC6
Product: ER membrane protein complex subunit 6
Exons: 5
Coding region: 227-574 (115 amino acids)
Biological process (GO): protein folding in endoplasmic reticulum; autophagosome assembly
Cellular component (GO): EMC complex; endoplasmic reticulum; membrane
Source: RefSeq, a predicted model, not a curated record